ACUGAAUUCCAUCAGCUACGGAAGCGGUGCCGUGUCGAGAUCUACAACACCGUUGAUCAAGGGUUUAGUGUCUUCAGAAUGGGUGGGUGGUUUUCCAGUCUCUUCUCUGGCCUGUUUGGCACCAGAGAGAUGAGGAUCCUGAUCCUGGGGUUGGACGGAGCCGGUAAAACUACCAUCCUGUACCGCCUGCAGGUCGGAGAGGUGGUCACCACCAUUCCAACGAUCGGCUUCAACGUGGAGACGGUGACGUACAAGAACCUGAAGUUCCAGGUGUGGGAUCUUGGUGGACAGACGAGUAUCAGGCCAUACUGGCGUUGUUAUUACUCCAACACGGAUGCUGUCAUCUACGUGGUGGACAGCAGUGACCGAGACAGGAUGGGCAUCUCUAAGUCUGAGCUUGUCACCAUGCUGGAGGAAGAGGAGUUGAAGAAAGCCAUCCUGGUGGUGUUUGCAAACAAGCAGGACAUGGAACAGUCCAUGACCCCGGCUGAGGUGGCCAACUCCCUGGGCCUCCCCGCCCUCAAAGACCGGAAGUGGCAGAUCUUCAAGACCUCCGCCACCAAGGGCACGGGCCUGGACGAGGCCAUGGAGUGGUAA
Messenger RNA from Salvelinus fontinalis (brook trout), 597 nucleotides. Its product is annotated as ADP-ribosylation factor-like protein 1. The coding region runs from base 79 to 597 and encodes 172 amino acids. Gene Ontology annotation, cellular component: Golgi apparatus; cytoplasm. NCBI's taxonomy places the organism in Eukaryota, Metazoa, Chordata, Actinopteri, Salmoniformes, Salmonidae. The transcript is spliced from 5 exons. The record is from RefSeq and is a predicted model, not a curated record. Gene Ontology annotation, biological process: vesicle-mediated transport; intracellular protein transport. Gene Ontology annotation, molecular function: GTPase activity; GTP binding.